UGCGCAUGCGCAGUGCCGUGCAGCACGAGGCCGGGGAGGAUGGUGCCGAGGAGCCGCGUGUCGCGGCUGCUGCUGGGGCCGCUCUGCGCGCCAGUAAAAGAAUGCUGCCGUACAUCGCUGACAUGGCUAGCAUCACGUGGCCAGCACACACAGGCGAGGUCAAGCAUGGCCGAGGGGCCUGGCUGGACUGGCCAGGAAAGCCUGGUGGACAGCGAUCCCGAGAUGUGGGCACUCGUGCAAGCUGAGAAGGACCGCCAGUGCCGUGGACUGGAGCUCAUUGCAUCGGAGAAUUUCUGCAGUAAGGCUGCACUGGAAGCUCUUGGCUCCUGCUUGAACAACAAGUACUCUGAGGGUUAUCCAGGAAAGAGGUACUACGGCGGAGCGGAGGUAGUGGACACGAUUGAACUGCUGUGCCAGCGGAGGGCUCUAGACGCAUACAGGCUGGACCCAGAGAAAUGGGGUGUCAAUGUGCAGCCUUACUCUGGCUCGCCGGCAAAUUUCGCCGCCUACACGGCUCUUCUUCAGCCACACGACCGCAUCAUGGGGUUGGACCUGCCCGAUGGCGGACACUUGACACAUGGAUACAUGACGGAUGCCAAGCGCAUAUCCGCGACUUCCAUUUUCUUUGAGUCAAUGCCGUAUCGGCUCAACCCGGCCACAGGUCUGAUUGAUUACGAUCGUCUAGAGGAGAAUGCACGACUCUUUCGGCCACGGCUCGUCAUCGCCGGGACCAGUGCAUACGCACGCCUAAUAGAUUACGAGCGCAUGCGCAAGAUCUGUGAUGGCUUGAAGGCAUAUUUGCUGGCAGAUAUGGCUCACAUCAGUGGGCUGGUAGCAUCUGGCGUUAUCCCCUCCCCAUUUGAGCAUGCUGACGUGGUAACCACGACCACACACAAGACACUGCGUGGCGCUAGAGCUGGAAUGAUCUUCUUUCGAAAGGGAGUAAAGGAGGUUAACAAGAAGACUGGAAACCAGAUUAUGUACGAUUUAGAAGACCGCAUUAAUUUUUCGGUCUUCCCAUCACUUCAGGGUGGUCCCCAUAACCAUGCUAUUGCUGCCGUGGCUGUAGCUCUAAAACAGGCAGCGGAGCCCAUGUUCCGGGAGUACCAGACACAAGUCUUGAAGAACGCCAAAGCUAUGGCAGCAGCUCUGCUUCACAAAGGAUAUACAUUGGUGUCAGGAGGAACUGAUAAUCACUUGGUGCUGGUUGACCUGCGGCCAAAGCAGAUGGACGGAGCACGGGCCGAGAGGGUGCUGGAGUUGGUCUCGAUCACUGCCAAUAAGAACACUUGCCCGGGUGACAAGAGUGCACUCACACCCGGUGGGCUGCGGCUGGGUGCCCCUGCAUUGACGUCUCGUCAGUUUAAGGAACAGGACUUUGAAAAAGUGGUGGACUUCAUUGACAAAGGAAUUGCCAUUGCCAGCGAUGUGAAGAAAAAAACAGCAAACUUGAAGGAGUUUCGAGCCAACCUACUGUCUGACGGCGAGACCAUGGCACGUGUCACAGAGCUGAAGGUGCAAGUGGAGAAGUUUGCACGCAGCUUUCCCAUGCCAGGGUUUGAUGACCAUUGAGGUCUGAAACAAGAUAAGGGGGAGGAUAUGUUCACAGAUGCCUGCUUUAUAUCAUGACAAAUGAGCACAGUUCCCACUCAUUUACCAUAACCUACAUUUACAAUUCACAUUUGUUUAAAGCUUGAUGUUUGAUAUGCGUUUAACAUCUAUCACCAGCAAGUUUCAGAAACUGAUUUAGAUUUUGUAAGUGAAAAGUGUUAGUAAGCUCACUUAUAAUUAAGCUCAUGAGUGACGCUUAUAAGAAAUUGAAAAUGCAUUAACGUAUUUGGGUAUUACAGAGUUUAUUUUUUAAUGUAAUUCUAAUGCAAUCGAGAAGGUGAUAUUUUAAAUUUGUCAUAGCUCAUUCAUAUUGACCAUUACUGCUCCACAAUAAAACACAAUUGUUGCUGCAUAAGAAGCUUGGAACUAAUAAGGUUGUAGGCAUUUUCUUUAAGCUCAUCAAGAUAACUUACUGUAUUAACAAAGACACGUGAUAAAAACACGCAUCCGAAUGUAAAACACAUUACGAUUGAUGGUGUUGUGUUCAAAGUGAUCCAUUCAGUGCUUUACUAAAAGUUGCAAUUGUUUUAUUGUUUCGUUCUUGGCUUGUGCUGAUAUUAAAUUGCAGUUAGUAUAUAGACCUAUGCAAACGUUCAAUACAUGUAUGCACUUCCUAUAAUGUGCAUACAUGUUUAGAGAUGCAGUUCCCAUAGUUCACUAAAUCUGUACUGUUCAUGUAUUGUAGUGCAAUACAUUAGCUGCUGGAAUGUCAAUGUAAAAAUACAUGUAAUACAAUCAUGAUUUCAUGGACACAACACAUUAAGACCAACAUGCAAACAUGGUUUUGUUUAAAUGUUUGAAUCCUCAAGUUUUAGGUGAUACUGGCGGUGGACCAUUUUAGCCCAGCAUCCAUGACAUGAGAACGAAACUCGCCUUACGAGCCAGAUAAAAAUACUGGCGACUUCGGUGAUUGUCAUUUGUACGUGUUUUAAAUGCAUAUUGACGAAUAUCAUGCAAAUAAAAUUAUGAAAUGCG
Molecule: messenger RNA, 2586 nt
Organism: Lethenteron reissneri (Far Eastern brook lamprey)
Lineage: Eukaryota; Metazoa; Chordata; Hyperoartia; Petromyzontiformes; Petromyzontidae
Gene: SHMT2
Product: serine hydroxymethyltransferase 2
Biological process (GO): tetrahydrofolate interconversion
Cellular component (GO): cytoplasm; mitochondrion
Molecular function (GO): glycine hydroxymethyltransferase activity; pyridoxal phosphate binding
Source: RefSeq, a predicted model, not a curated record